Messenger RNA from Panicum virgatum (switchgrass), 2962 nucleotides. RefSeq lists its product as uncharacterized. The record is from RefSeq and is a predicted model, not a curated record. NCBI's taxonomy places the organism in Eukaryota, Viridiplantae, Streptophyta, Magnoliopsida, Poales, Poaceae.
CCGCCGCCGCACCCCAACCUCCGUCGGAGCCCGCCUCGGCUGACCCUAUCCCGCUCUUCCGCCGCCGCGCCACCCCCGGACUGGACCCACGGUCGCCGUCACGCCGGUCACCCAGAUCCGUCCCAUCCUCCGUCGGAGCCCGCCUCGGCCGACCCCGUCCCGCUCUUCCGCCGCCGCGCCACCCCCGGACUGGAUCCAUGGUCGCCGUCAGGCGGGUCGUCGGGACGCCGGUCGCCAUCACGCGGGUCGCCGUCACGCCGGUCGCCCAGAUCCGUCUCCAGGCCGAGCCGCCGCCAUGCCGGUACACGCCGCCCUGGGCCACAUGCACGCCGGCCGUCAGAUGCGCCUCCAGGCCGGGCCGCCGCCACGCCGGUGCGCCUCUACGCCGGCCUGGAUCCAACGCUGCGUUGGGCCACCUCCGCAUGUCCUCCAUGCCGGGCCGUUGGCGCGCCUCUACGCCAAGCUGGGUCGGGUCGCCUCCACGCGCGCAUGAAGGUGCCACGUUCUUGGCAACCGUGUUGACGGCCGUCAAGCAACCGCUCCAGGAACCACGAAGAAGGAAGCGAGUUGGAGAUUCUCGCGCCUACAAAAGCAGUGCCUGGACUUGCUAGCUGCUAUUCCCCUUGCACACACCAAAGGGUUGUGCUUCUUACACGGCGGGAGGGUGGCCGGCAGCCUUGGAUGUUUGCUACGUUCAGGUGUUGCUGAAUUCAACUAUUUGCUGUUGCCACUGAUUGCUGCUUUUGAAAAGAUAAGAAGCGACUAGAAAACUGCUGAAAGAGUCGGAUAAGGAAUUUGGAUAUCAGAAGAAGAUUUCAUCACUGUCGAAAUCAUCGGAUUGAUCGAAUUUCAUUACAGGCUCAUUGGACAAAUCUGCUAAGAUGCCCGAGAACAAUGUAGAAUUGGUUAGCAUGAGUAGGGCACAGAUCAGGGAGAAGCGUAGGAAGAAGAGAAAGAGAUUAGCUGUUUUAUUUGUUGGUGCCGUCAUGGGGAUGAUUGCAGAUUGGUAUCAUUGAACAAUACCUAAACAUAUCAUUGAUCCUAGUGAAGUGGCAGAGCGAGAUGUUGCAAGACGUAAACAAAUGCUUAGGAAUCUUUACCAGGGCUCAGACGUAUAUUGCUAUGACAGUUUGCGCCUAACUAAAAGGUCAUUUUUUGACCUAUGCGCAGUCCUACGUGAGAGGUGUGCCAUGUCUGACACAUUAAAUGUGUCGGUAGAAGAAAAAGUUGCAAUGUUUUUGCUUAUAGUGGGCCAUGGAAUAAAGAUGAGGAUCAUUCGUAGCAGAUAUGGGUGGUGUCUCGAGCCAAUCAGUUGCCACUUCAAUGAGGUAUUGCAAGGGGUUCUAUCACUAUGCCAUGAAUUUAUUAAGCUUCCAGAUCCGUCAGUUGUAGAGCCCGAGGAUUACAAGUGGAAAUGGUUUCAAGAUUGCCUUGGUGCCUUAGAUGGCACACAUAUUGAUGUAUUGGUCCCUUUAGCUGACCAAGGGAGAUAAAGGAAUAGGAAGCAGCAGAUUACCACAAAUGUUCUAGGAGUCUGCGAUCGGCACAUGAAGUUCGUGUAUGUUUUAGCGGGAUGGGAAGGAUCGGCAUCGGAUUCACGUGUACUACGUGAUGCAAUGUCCCGUGACGACGCAUUUACUGUUCCAAAUGGUAAAUACUAUCUAGUAGAUGCUGGGUACACCAAUGGACCAGGAUUUCUUGCUCCAUAUAGAUCCACUUGUUAUCAUUUGAACGAGUGGGCUGCUCAAGGACACAACCCAUCCACGGCAAAAGAACUUUUCAACUUGCGUCAUUCAUCUGCUAGAAAUGUGAUAGAGAGGACAUUUGGGCUGUUGAAGAUGAGGUGGGCUAUAUUGAGAAGUCACUCAUACUUUGAACUACCAAAUCAGAAUAUGGAGAAAAAUAAGAAGUCAGGGAGGGGAUAUGUUGCUUGGAACGAUGACAUGGAUAAGGCACUGCUUGAGACUCUGGUGGAGUACUGUAACAAGGGAGAAAAAUGUCAAAAUGGUUGGAAAUCUCAUGUCUACACAGCUGCUAUAAAAAAUGUCCAUGAGAAGUGUGGGGUGGAUAUCACAAAAGACAACAUCUUGGUGAGGAACAAGGCAUUUGACAAACAUUGCAAUGUUAUCAAUGGUAUGCUUGGGUCUAGUGGAUUUGGUUGGGUCAAAAAUAGAAUAUCUGUUGAUAGUGAUGCAGUUUGGGAAGCCUACGUCGAGAAAAAUAAGGAGGCAAACGGGUAUAGGUACAAGACUAUCUUGUUUUGGGACUCAAUUAGCUUGGUGUUUGGUAAAGAUCAUGCAACCGGUGAGGCAGCAAGGACAGCGGGAGAUAGCUCAAAGGAAAUGGAAAAGGAAGAGAUUAGCAUUAAAGAGCCUACUUCAUCUUCAACCUCAGCAAGUCUGAAAAGGCAGCGGUCUGGUGACUCCUUUACUUCCAUGAUGGCAGAAAAGUUUGAUAAGUUCACAGAAGCGCUUAAGGAUGAGGCACCGAAACGCUCUACCUCCAAAGAAAUUCUUGGAACAUUGAAAAAGAUAGAAGGAUUGGAUGAAGACACUGAGCUAGAUUUGUUUGAUAUUUUAACAGCUGAUGAACGCCAGUACGAGAGUCUGCUGGCCCUACCAAUGGAGAGGAGGAAGAAAUGUCUCUUAAAACAACUCAAGAAGUGAGGAAUAUAUCUCUACUGAAGAUGUGAGAGAUGGAUACUGAAUUACUAUGCUGAAAAAAUAAGUCUUGCUUUUGGAUGAUGAAACUCCAGUUUUUAUGGUGGCUGUCACUUUUUUUCUUUCUAAACUCAUGUCAAGUGGUGCCUAUCUGUACCGGUCCAUCUUGUGUCUUAUGCAUUGUAAACUGCUUUGUUCACUGCUGUUUGUGUACUGAUAAGCUGUUGCGAUUGUCAUUGUCAUUGUCAUUGUUGUUUCUCCAUUUAGUUAUGCUAUCUGUACCAGUAUCUUGUGUCUUGCUA